UCCAAAAUGGCUGCCUCCAUCCGAGUAUCUUCGUGAGACCUUUGCCGGUAGCAGUCGCCUGGUUCUCACUCUUGGGCUCGUUUGGUGUGUCGCUAAGGGCGAGGGACCAGAGCAAUGGCAGGGGCCCUCUCUUGGAGGGCCGGUAGGACGCUGUGGGGCUGGGUGCCCCUGGCCUGUAGAAGCUUCUCUCUGGGUGUUCCUGUAUUGUCCCGUGUGAGGCUCACGCUCCCGCCCCCGAAAAUAGUGGAUCGUUGGAACGAGAAGAGGGCCAUGUUCGGAGUGUAUGACAACAUCGGGAUCCUCGGAAACUUUGAAAAGCACCCAAAAGAACUAAUCAAGGGCCCCAGAUGGCUUCGAGGCUGGAAGGGAAAUGAAUUGCAGCGUUGUAUCCGAAAGAAAAGAAUGGUUGGAAAUCGAAUGUUCAUUGAUGACUUGCACAAUCUUAACAAACGCAUCCGUUAUCUCUACAAACACUUUAACCGACAUGGGAAGUACCGGUAGAAGAGAAAGCCGGAAACUGCAGAAGAGGCACUUAAGUCAUCUUGGAGAAGAACAGUACUUUUCCCUAUAAAGGGCUUUGUGUGUGCUCUGUAAUAAAAUGGGAUUUCUCUGGAA
Lepus europaeus (European hare) is the source of this 615-nucleotide messenger RNA. RefSeq names its product mitochondrial ribosomal protein L51 (gene MRPL51). Gene Ontology annotation, molecular function: structural constituent of ribosome. The record is from RefSeq and is a predicted model, not a curated record. The coding region runs from base 115 to 501 and encodes 128 amino acids. Gene Ontology annotation, cellular component: mitochondrial large ribosomal subunit. Gene Ontology annotation, biological process: translation. The transcript is spliced from 3 exons. NCBI's taxonomy places the organism in Eukaryota, Metazoa, Chordata, Mammalia, Lagomorpha, Leporidae.